AUGCAGUACAUCACCCUUCUCGCCUUCGUUAUGGCUGCUGCCGCGCUCCCGACGCCGAGUCUCACUACCAGCGCCGAGCCCUCCGACGCCCCGGCGUACGGCUUCGCAGUCCCAUCCGAGGCGUUUGCGAUGCCUUCCGGCUUCGCGAUGCCCUCUGGCAUCUGGGGCGGUGAGGGCGCUGCACCCUCUGGCCUCGGCGGAUUCUCCAUGCCCUCUGCCUUCGGGUUCCCCAACGCAGUCCCGUCCGCCUUCGGCCUUCAGGCGAGGCAGGAGCCGACACCUCUGAGCGCGGCCGUAGCGCCCAGCGACACCUCCAUCGCGAGCGUGCUCGUCCCCGGCGCUGCCAGCCAGGCGUCCCCGCCCGCGCCCAGCACCUCGCCCGCGACGAACGCAGCGCCCACCCAGGCCGCCUCGCCCUUCGGCGGGCUCGGCGGGUUUGGGGGCAACGGUGGAUUCGGCGGCUUCGGGGGCAACGGUGGCUUCGGCAACUUUGGCGGCAUGGGAGGCGGCUCUGGCUUUAACUCCUUCGGUGGCGCGGGCAACGGCAUGGGCGGCUUCGGCGGUGGAGGCUUCCCCUCGUUCGGCGGCAACGCUGCCGCGCCGUCCGGGAGCGCGCCGCCUGCCUCGAACGGUAUGUUUGGCAUGGGGAACAUGGGCGGAUUCGGCAGCAUGGGCGGCUCUAACGGUGGCUUCGGAGGCUUCGGUGGCUCGAACGGUGGCUUCGGAGGCUUCGGUGGCUCCAAUGGUGGCUUCGGCGGCAUGGGGAACAUGGGAGGAUUUGGUGGCUUUGGUGGCUUCGGCGGCGGCGCGCCCGCCGCGACAGCUACGCAGGCGCCUGCCUCUACGGUUACACAGGUUCCUGCCUCUGCGGUCACGCAGGCGCCUGCCUCUGCGGCCCCUGAGGCUCCGGACGCCUCUGCGGCUACGCAGGCCUGAGUUGCUCUCACGGCGCAGGCCUGAGUUUCUCUUACUGCCCAGGCCCGAAGCUCUCUCACGGCGCAAGCUUUAGGCAUUAUCGCACCUCUCCUACUGAACCACCGUCGAUCAUCGCUAUCGUAUUCGCUAUCCACUAAAUACUCGUCUGUCCUUACUACCGCGUCCUUUACCCCCGUGUACCGCGUCCUUUUCUUCGGUGUACCGACUCCUUUCCCCUCGUACUCUAAUACCUUUCGCUCGCGUACCGCGUCCUUUUCCAUCGGUACUGAGUCCUUUCCCUCGGUACUGAGUCCUUUACCUCGUGUACUGAUAGAGCCUUUCCGUCCUAUCCUAAUCCCUUUCCGUCGUGUACUGAGUCCCGUCGCUUAUACACCGAGUCCUUCUUAAAAUUCGUCGUCUUUGCCACGCUC
Molecule: messenger RNA, 1346 nt
Organism: Schizophyllum commune H4-8
Lineage: Eukaryota; Fungi; Basidiomycota; Agaricomycetes; Agaricales; Schizophyllaceae
Exons: 3
Coding region: 1-936 (311 amino acids)
Source: RefSeq, a predicted model, not a curated record